GAAGUCGGAAAGGAACAUCUCUGUCAGCUUUACUGAAAUGCCAGAUGUCGACGUCAAUAUUCUAUCGUUGUGUGGUUCUGUGUCAUCAAAUUAGGAAAACAAAUGGCGACGUCAGGGACGUUUAUCUGACAGUAGUAAACAGGAUGCACUGAAGAUGGAGGAAAUUAUGACGACUUCCCAGGGGUGCGAGUCUGACAUGGAUUGCUCGGAUAAUGAAUGUUACGAGGAUUAUUAUAAUAUAAAUGAUGACAGUGAUAUUGAACAAGUCGAUCCCAGGAAAGUAGAUCCAGAAUACUUCGAAUUCAAGUGUCUUUAUGAAGAAGAGGUAGAUAGACUGCUGAACGAAACUGUUGAAACUUUGAGCAAUAUACUACAUAUACCACCAUCACUAGCUAAGGUCCUUCUGCAUGGGCACCAGUGGAACAUUGAAGAAGUAACUAGAAAAUACCAUGAUAAUCCUUCAAAUACUUUAAUAACAUCUAAAAUUGAGCCUGUAACUACUCAUAGCAACAUAAUAAUGGGUCGGUAUAUGUGCUGUCCAGUAUGUGUAAUGCCUCACCCAGUUGACAAGUUCCAUAGUUUAACAUGUGGACAUUUGUUCUGCCGGGACUGUUGGACAAUGCAUUUUGAAGUACAAAUCAACCAGGGGAUUUCCACUGGCAUAGCAUGUAUGGCUAGGGAAUGUGAUGUAUUAGCUCCUGAAGAUUUUGUUCUAAGGCACUUAACGCGGCCAAACAUGAGAGAAAAGUAUCAACAGUUCUCAUUCCAAGAUCAUGUGAAGUCCCAUCCAGAGCUACGAUUCUGUCCUGGCCCAAACUGCUCAAUUGUUGUUCAUGGUAGAGAAAUCAAGGCGAAACGAGCUAUAUGUACACAGUGCAAGACCACUUUUUGUUUUAAAUGCGGCUGUGACUACCACGCGCCGACGGACUGCCAAGUGAUAAAAAAAUGGCUGACAAAAUGCGCGGAUGACAGCGAGACAGCCAACUAUAUCAGCGCCCAUACCAAAGACUGCCCCAAGUGCCACAUUUGCAUCGAGAAAAAUGGUGGCUGCAACCAUAUGCAGUGUUAUAAUUGUAAGCAUGAUUUCUGUUGGAUGUGCCUGGGCGACUGGAAGUCACACGGAUCCGAGUAUUACGAGUGCUCCAGGUACAGGGAAAAUCCCAACAUUGCUCAUGAAUCUGUACAUGCUCAGGCUCGAGAGGCGUUGAAAAAGUAUUUGCACUAUUACGAACGAUGGGAGAACCAUUCCAAAUCGUUAAAACUAGAGGAGCAAACUUUGGGGAAGCUGCGAUCUCGAAUAAAUCAGAAAGUAAUGUCUGGGCUCGGCACUUGGAUCGACUGGCAAUACCUUUUUACAGCUGCCAACUUACUAGCGAAAUGUCGCUAUACCUUACAAUAUACAUAUCCUUACGCGUAUUAUAUGGACGCAGGGCCCCGCAAGGAGCUAUUCGAAUACCAGCAAGCCCAGUUAGAAGCUGAAAUCGAGAACCUUUCGUGGAAGAUAGAGCGGGCUGAGACGACAGAUAGGGGUGACCUUGAGAACCAAAUGGACAUUGCAGAGAAGCGUCGUACGACUUUAUUGAAAGAUUUCCUAGACGUAUGAUACAUCCGUUAAUCGUGAUAUAGAAAGCAAUCUUCACAGCUCUGCCAAUCUUAUCAUUGGCGAGACGGAUAUUCGCGUAAUCGUGAUCAGCUUUAGAGUAUUCAAAUGAAAGAUCGUUUCCAUUCAGUCAAGGCGAAAACCUCUCAUUCGUGGUAGUUUUUCCGACUCGUUUGUGCUUGUAUACGAUCUUUCGGAUGAGCGCAUCCGCAACAGCGAGUAUGUGUAGUGAACAAAAACUUGAGAGAUAAGAAAAAAUGGGCGCCAGUGGGAUUCGAACUCGCAUCUCCUCUAUGCCGUAGAGCCGACCCAACUAAUUAUACCGCAUUCGUAGUCCAUUUACGCCCAGUCAAAACACAACGUGUCCAAAAGCGAGAUUGUACAGGUCUGUAUUUUAACUCUACUUGACACCAUUUUUACAACACAAAUGGUUAGUCCAUCUAAGAAGGCUUGUCUUGCUGAUUUAAUAGUAGAGUCAGCCCAUACUUUAUGUUUUGUAUGUCCUGCAUUCAUCCACGUUUCAUCCAAGUAAUAAAUCUUCCUGCCCUGGUCGCGGUAUUUAUUGAUUUUAAAUAAUUUCUUCUCCAUAAAAUAAACUCUUAGAACAUUAGAAAAACUUUCUCAAAAAUUUACAAAAAGAAAUGAAACAAACGUAAUAAACAACAACAGAUAACGUGCAGCUCUUAAAAUUACAAUAAAACAAAACGAUAGUGCAACAAAAACAAAAUAAAAGUAUACAAAACAAUACUAACACAAAAAUAAUUCAAAUAUCUUAUCAUCUUCACAUAUAGGACACAUAUAUUGAUUUUCGCUUUGUUGCAAAUGCCGCAAAUCCAUCUGAAGCAAAUGACACAGCAAAUCCAAUCUGGGCCUCUGUAUUUAGAAUAGAGGCAUUUACAUAUUGCACACAGAUCAUCGCUACUCUUCUCUGCCUUAGCAGUAGGUUGAGGUUUGGAGGGACCUAGGUGGGAAUUAACAUAAACCUAAACGGUAUUUUUGACAACGGAUAAUGGGAGGUUGUCUUCGUCUGAAGAAAUUGAAUCUGCAGGAAGAUUCUCAACAGGUGGCAAGCACAUUUUCCGGGCCUUGUCUUUAGCUUUUUUCCUCUUUUCCGUGAGGCGGAUUCAUCUGUUUGAGCUCCUCGAGAUCCCUUGAGAAAAUCUAAUAGACUCUCAUCGAGCAUCCUUGAUGUGGAAGAUGAAAAUAGGAAGUUUGGAUAAACUGGUGUCAGGGCUAAGUGGACAAAUUCCGGUUGUUCGAAAACCUGAUAUCCAAUUUGCCUUAGCUAGACACAGAGCCCCACAGUUCAGAGCUGGGAACUGCUCUUUCGGAAUUGUCCCCUUUCGUCUGGAUUCCUUUCUCCAAUUCUCCAGGAAUGCCUUUCUUUUCAUUGGGGCAAAGAAACUGACAUCCAGCGGUUGUAAGAGUUAGGUUGAAUUUGGUGGGAGCAGAGUCAUGUAGAUAUUAUUUUCCUUGGCAGUCUGUAUAACAAGUGGGGAGAAAUGCGAAGCAAGGUUAUCACCAAUUACAAUUGUUCGUUCAUCCUUUUGACUAUGUUCCUUGAUAUGUGGAAGCAAAAUAUAAAAAACCACUGUUUGAAUAGGUUCAUGUCGAACCAACCACUUUUGCUAUGGCUAUACACCGUUCCAGCUGGCCUACCUUGCGUCCAAUUGUUAUACAGAUUCUGGGAUUUGUACACUACCAUUGCUGGUAGAAGUUCGUCAUCUGCCGUUCCGCAUAUCAUAAUACUUACAGAAGUCCUCGAAUGUUCCUUGAUUCUCUCCAUUCUUUUCAUGCCUCUCGGAACGAGAACCCUUUUAGAGCUCGGGUCGUCGGUGAUAUUUGUUUCGUCAUAACUGUAGAUAUUUCGACGAGGAGCAUUCACUAAAUGAGGUUCGAUAUUUGUAAAAAACAUACGAAUUGCACUUUGGCCCACAGAUGCCCGAUUUAGUUUUAUAUUUGUGGCUAGCCUUACGCGUAAAUUGUUUCUAACUGCGAAGCUUCUCACAUAGUCAUAUCCUGGUCUGUGAUCUUUCCAUAUUUGUACGUUACGCCCCUGUUCGUUGACAAAACCAGAAAUAACGGAUGCAAUAUCACUACUGGUCAGAUAUCCCCACUCACUAACAGUGUUUCACUAAUUAAACUUUCGUCUUAUUUUGUCAAUAUCAUCGGAUGACCAACUUUGCUUGUAUCUUUUCCGCUAUUUCUCUCCAAAAGGGUUGUUCUUGGAACCUUGUAUUUUAUACUAGCUGCUUUCCUACUCGUACCACUCCGUACUGCUGCAAUUGCAUCCUGCAUAUUUGUUUCAUUGAAUUGACGAUAUCGCCUACCACCCACCUUUUUAACGUAAUUUCUGACCAUUUUUAGCCUAAAUAUUAUCAACCUCUCGACAGUCGUAACCUGUUCUAAUCCGCCUUUUGGGUGGGGGAGACAAUUUGUCGUUUUUUAUAUAUUAUUUGAGAAUGUUGAAAAUUGUCUUAGGACAUAAGCCUGUUUUGUUGCCACACGUCUUUCAAUAUCAUGAAUUUUCAUUUCAGGAUGCUCUAAAAUUUCGCUCUUAUAAGGGUUAUAAAGGAAUAUUCAAAUGUCCCUUCUUGUCACGUUGUCGGGGGCGAGACAUCACUGAAGAGGAAGCAUGGCUGAAGGAAGCGUUGGGAGAAAUAUUAUCAGUUUCAUCUGCUGUAUCCGUAGACGACAUGCAGGCGUAUAAACACACGCUAUGUACGCACCGAAUAUGAACAGCAGCUGCCGGCGUCGGCGUGCCGCCGAUACCCCGAGCCUGAGUUCUAUCCUAUCGAAUCCUGCACUUGUUCGUAGUUUUGUCCGAAUGACCAAUAACUUUUGCAAUGCUUAGGCGGCUGCCGCUUUGCCGCGCUACAUCUUUGUUGUGCCGGGGCGUAAAUGGACUACGAAUAGGGUAUAGCCUACCAACUUUCAGAAUCGACUGUUAGACGCAAAUUCAAUCCUAUUCACGUCACUGUUCCUUUGUUCUGCCAAGCUGCUUGAUGCCCCAUGUGGCGGCGUUUAAGUGCCUGCUUGCGAGGGAGUAUUGUAAUCGCGAAAAAGAGAUCUUAUGUUAAUAUGUACAUCACGAAAAAUCAUGUCACUCAUUCCUGUCGGUCUCUCUGUCUGUCAGUUGAUAGUAUAACUUGGGAAGUACUGCUCGGAUGAAAUUACACAAGGUUACUGCCAAGGACGAAAAAGUUUUGUACGUUUUAAUAAUCGAUCCUGUGGCGGCGGAGCUACGGGACAAAAAACGAACAUUUUUAAAAAAAAAUCGUUGGUUUUAAAAAGUGGGGGUUGGGAGUUGCAGAGGGUUGAAAAAUUGAAUUUGAAACGGUAAUUAUACCUACGCACCUAUUAGACAUAUUUCACAUGCCAUACAUAAAAAAUUAAAACUUGAGGUAAUUAAAUUGAUGCGUGGAUACCAUAUUUUAUAGUAAAAUUGGCAGAUGAAAAUGUCAAGAUGGCCGCUGGGCGCCAUCUUGGAAAGAAAAAUUAUAUGAAAACGGGGUUCUUGUGGCACAUCAUUUUGAAGCUCCUGACGAGUACUUUAUAACCCUAGAAUAUAAAGUCAAUACCUUUACCUACAAAAUGGUGGUACAGUAGAACCCAGAUUAUACGUGCUCCACGGGACCGAAGGUGGCACGGAUAAUUGAAAAGCACGGAUAAUCCGAACAUUUAUUUCAUAUAUACCUACCAUAAAAAGAUAACAGAAACAAUAAAUCCCAUAAGUUCAAACUAACUUUUAUAUUGUAUAAACACAAAAAAACAGAUUUCUACAUAAAUAUUAUUUCACACUAAAUACAUACAUAAUAAAAAUAAAAAAAUCAAUAGGUAGGUUACCUUGCAUUUACCUAAAGCGAAUUGUAUUUAUUUUAAGUACAUAAUUAUGUUUUCGAAUAAAAGUCAGUCACUUUGGUCUGUGUCAAAAGUCUUCGAUUAUUUUUAAUCAUCUGACGUAUUUUGCGCAAGUUCAAAAUGUCUACAAGGUCCGAAGAUUCUUGUUGCUCCAAAUAGUCUAGUAGAACGUUGGCAGCUUUCUCAGCCUCCUGGUUAGUUACUCUUUUGAUUGAUACCGUUCCAUCAUUCUCUUUUUCUUGACUCUCAUUUUCGGAUGAAUCAGAUUGUGACGUACCGGGCUGAUUCAAAACUUGUUCGACAAUACCAUCGUUGCUGAGGAUCUGAUAACCUGGCUCAUGUUUGUCACACGGUGUCCACCUCUCAACCUCGGUGUCAUCAAUGUCUUUAAAUUUAUCGGCGUUGCGCACUAAUGCAGCUAGUUCAGCUAUAGUAGUUUCUUCGUCUUCGGACUCCAUGAUGCUUUCAUCUUCCUCUAGCGUCAUUAUUUUAUAAAAAGCUCUUUUGAAAGUCAUGUCUUUCACUCCACUCCAUGCGUUUGCCACUGUAAAAAUUGCGUCUUUGAUCGUGAACGAUUUCCAAAACUUCAUCAGAUCAACUUCAUUAAACAAGUUCAUCAUAAGUUCUCUUCGGUAGAGCCAUUUCAUUGUCUCAAUAACACCCUGAUCCAUUGGUUGAGCGAUUGAUGUAACAUUGGGUGGAAAAAAAAGAACAAAGAAGUUUCCAUCAUCAGACCUUAGAGCUGCCUCAUUGGGAUGAAAACGAGCAUUAUCGAGAAGAAGAAGCGCCUUUUGUGGCAAUUUUUCUUUCUUCAGAUUAGACUUUACUUCAGGAAUAAACUUUUUAUGGAACCAAUCUUGAAAGAUGUCACAGGUUAUCCAGGCAGCUUGCUGGUUAUAAUAAUGAACUGGGAGAUUAUCCGGUUUCAUGUUUUUAAAAGCGCGAGGAUUUUUCGACUUUCCAAUCACAGUCAGCUUUAGUUUAUGGUUGCCAGCAAUUGGCACAACACAACACUGUUAACCGAUCUUUACUUUUCUUAUAUCCCGGUGCACUCAUCUCAUUACUUGCAGCCAAGUUUUUUGUAGGUAUUGCUCGCCAGUAUAACCCUGUUUCGUCAGCGUUAUAAAUUUGAGAAGGUUGUAGAUUAUUUUCUUUAAUUAGGGUCUCCAGUUCAAAAUUCCAUCAUCGCUUCUCCGUCGGCACUGAGCUUUUCGCCUUGAAUGGUAAGCUCCCGAAUCCCGUGAUGUUUUUUAAAUCGAUGCAGCCAACCACUGGCUGAAAGGUUCUUGGAUUUUCAAACGUUCGUGAAAAAUCUCCGCUUGCUUAGCGUACAUUGGACCAGAGAUUGGUACGCCCUCCGAUCUUUUCUGCAGAAACCACUUGGAAAGUGCUUCAUCGAGUUGCUGAAAAGUCGAUCCUUUCAAUGAUUUCCGUGAAGAUAUGUUCUUAAGUUUCUGUUCAAUCGUUAAAACAUUUCUCUUACGUUUAACACUCGUUGCCAUUUUGAAAACAAAGUCACGUGUUAAGAAUAUAUUACAGCAGAGUAGCAACUUGUCUCUUGUCUCUAGCGCGUAACUAAACUAAAUUUCACACAUUCGGUGUAACACGCAUCGGCAAAUGAAAAUCGAAUGGGAAGAUGUUUACGUAGGUAACGAGACAGUGCUUUGUCAAAGGCAUACGUAGGAUUAUUAACCGCCGAUACUACUAUACGUAAUGGAUUGUCUUGACUAAUCCAUAUGCUUUCGCAAUGCACGUGUUGUCUAUUCGGGUACAUAUGUAUAUAUUUAAAGCAGUCAUCAACCUCGAAGGCACCUUUUUCAUUCCAACUUUCGAUCAGUCCUUUCAUACCUUUUUUCAAUGCAGGUAAAGGACUUUUAUUGAGCAAUUUAUAAUAUUUAUUAUCACCUAGUGCGAUUUCCAUUUUCUGGAUGUACGCGUCUUUGUUAAUAAUCACCUCAAAAAUGCAAUUUGAAUAAUGGGAAAUCAUGGCGCGGAUAAUCCGCAGUCCGGAUAAUCGCGCACGGAUAAUCGAGGUUCUACUGUACAUUUAAUAAUCACAUGAAUACAUUGACAUUUAACUAAAUAAAUACGUUGAAUUCAGUUUAGAAGAUGCUGUAAAUGGUUGCCUUGAACUUCUUGAUACAGUAACAGCCGGAUCGUAAUUUCGCGUCGAACAUUUUCAAACAUAGUAAUAUCGAUAUUUCUAUAAAUAUUUGUUAGUCUCAGCCGUAUAUCCAAUAUUGCAGCAGGUUCAGUUUUGUCCACCUUUUGCAUCAAAUAGCCCCAUAAAAACAAGUCUAAAGGUGUCAAAUCUGGCGAGCGAGCUGACCAUUACACAGGACCUCGACGGCUAAUCCAACGACCUGGGAAAUUGUUAUCUAAAUAAUUACUAACUUGUCUGGAGUAGUGUGGUGUAGCACCAUCUUGCUGGAAUACAAUAUCAGUAUCGAAUUCAUUAGGAUUUGCUUCGACGAUUUGGGUGAUUAGAGGGUCAAUAGUAUUUUCGAGCAUAUUAAAGUUUGUUCGAUGAAUAGAGGCCCCACAAUAUGAUUUCUCAAUAUCCCAACCCAAACGUUAUUUUUUUGUAAAUAUUGAGUGAGGACUGCUUUCACUCCAAUAACGACAAUUUUGUCUAUGUACAUUACCGUUGAGAAAAAACAUUCAUCACUAAAACCAAUAUUUUGGAUAUAGGUAGGAUGCCGUGCAAUGGUUUCCGUCAUAGUCUCGCAGAAUUCAGUUCUUCGAUCAGGGUUCUUCAGUUAGUUGAUGUACCAUUUGAAUUUUGUAUGUGUUAUACUUAUUCUUUUUCAAAAGUCUCCAUACAGUAGAAGGACAAACCUCACAUACAUUCGCGAUGGAGGAAGUAGACUGUUGGGGAUUCACUAUGAUUCGGGAUGGUCGGAUGACCUGGGGGCUUUUUGUUGUUUACACUACCAGUAGCUGUAAAUUUAGAUACAAGUUCCCUUAAAUAUUUUCUACAGAUAGAACGAUUCGGGAAACGAUCAUUAAAAAUCCGUUCGGUCUCGUGAAGGUUACGCGUUGCACCAUAAAUAAAAAUCGCUUCGAUUUUUUCUUCCAAUGGACGACAAUUGACCAUUUUAAAAAUAGUUCAAACAGUAUCUAGCACUAAAACCGAAAACUAAAUAAGAAUAUUUUAACUGCAGAAUGAUGUUUGUUUUCGUACUGAUAUUCUUGUCACUGUCAACAAAAAAUAACAAAACAAGUUUUUAUCGCUGUUGCUGUGGAUACGGCAGGAAGUUACAAUUAUUUGUAGAGAUAUGUAUGUAUGUUAGUGGGUUUGUGUUCAUGUAGUUAUUAAAUGUACCACCAUUUUGUAAUUGGUAAACGUAUUGACUUUAUAUUCUAGGGUUAUAAAGUACUCGUCAGGAGCUUCAAAAUGAUGUGUCCAGCGGCCAUCUUGACAUUUUCAUCUGUCAAUUUCACUCUAAAAUAUGAGUUUCAUUACCUCAAGUUUUAAUUCUUUGAUUGAUCCGUUCAAAAAUUAAAGGGGAGGGGGACAUUAAAGAAAAGCACUGUAUACCCUUAAAGCUUGCACUUGCCGUACGCUACGAACUUACUUGGGUGCCCAGAAAUUUCUGUCUGCACCUUUCGUGUAAUUUCUGAGCGCCAAACUGCUCGAGCUGGCCAGCAUAGCAUGGCUGGCGUUGAGAGAUGAUCGAUACUUUCACUAAGGGCAGCAAUAAACCUCUAGACUGCAGCGUUAUCAAGUUCAGCUUAUUUGUUCAUUAUACUAAAGGGUGAUCCAUAUGUUGGUUAAUUAUUAAGUCGAUGAUUAAAAUGAAAACGCAGAGUUCUUUUUCCAAACGGGUUUUUUAUUUGAGAGUACUUUUCUUCCGGUUAAUGAUGAAACAAUCUCAUUCAUAUGCGCGCCACGGCUGAGCCUGACGUAGCCGAUUCUGUCGACUCAAUUUUUCAGUAUAUUUUCCAAAGUCUGCGGCAUUAUUUCACCAAUGGCUGCAUGAAUGCUGGUCUUCAAGUGCUCAUUCGUCGCUGGGGCAUCCCCAUAGAAUUUAUCUUUUACGCUUCAAAAAAUAAUCCAACGGAGUUAAAUCGCAGCUUCCCGGUGGCCAAAGUCACAUCACCAAAACGGCUGAUUACGCGAUAUUCGAAAUGUUCUUGAAGAAGAGCGAUUGUUUCACGGAUUGUGUGGCAGGUCGCGCCGUCUUGCUGGAACCACACGUCAUAUGAGUCUUUUUAUCGGUUUCCGGAAAGAAAUAGUUAGUCAGCAUGCUCCGAUAGCAUCCACCAAUGAACGUAACGGCGCGUCCUUUGUCAUCGUCGAAAAAAAAGGGCCAAUAAUGCCACCAGACCACAAACCACACCAAACAGUCACGCGUUGCGGAUGCAUGGCUUCUAGGUAAUUCCAUUUGGCUAUUCUAAGCACCAAAUAUGGCAAUUUUUCCAAGCGUCCAAUUUUGAGUGCUUCCCAACGUUGUUCAAGCGAUUAUCAAUCCAAAUUCGUUUACCGCAGACUUUACUAAAUUCCUAUCAAAACAGAACUGAUGUAAGUGUUGCCAACCGUGAGAUAAACCCUAGUUCAAAAAUUGACCAACAGAUGAAUCACCCUUUACAUACAUUUAAGUGGACUAUCUUGAGUGGGGAGCGUUUCUGUGCCUACAACCGCUUGGCUCCUUCUAUGACAGUUUGCAACAGUUUGAUCUCCAUCUCAUAUUCUUUUUUAGCAUUUGACGCUUCGUCAACAAUAUCAGUUGUCUUUCUAUAGAAUUUCUUGAUGGAUUCAUCUUUAUACUUUUCUUCGUUUGAUAGCUUUCUGAUUCAUAUUCAAAUACAAGGUCCGUCAGAAAGAAAGCAUGUUUUUUAAAUGAGUAGUACCGUCAAAAUAAGUAUGGGAAAUAUAUUUUAUUAUAUCAAAAUACUCAGAAAUACAUUCCAUUUUUUGAGUAAAACAAAAUUUACGUUCUAAACACUAUGUCGGCCAUAUGGAGCCCUUGACGUACUGCACCAUCAUUCUAAAAGCAUCAUCAGGCAUCAAUUUGAUGGUCUGAAAAUCUUUCUGAAAAUAAAGCCAUUGUUUACAUUUUCAUUGUUAGUUUGGCAGUGUGAUACAAAUUGUCAACGUCAAAGUAAAACAUCAAAAAACACGGGCAAUUCAAUGCACCUAUUAGCCAUAUUCCACACAUCACAGACUUCCUCGUACAUUUGAUAACUGGGAAUGCAAGUUCUUGAGUAACUUUUUUGCUAAACUCCACUGUUUCUGAGUUGUAAACGAUUGAAAGUGUGAAAGACCUUAACAAUUACCGUUUUCGUUGAUUAAAAACUACGUUUUUCGAGGAUCUGACGAAUGGUGUCUCCUUGGACUUUGAACAAAGAGUAACGCUUUCCCCGGGAACAUUCACGGUAGGAUUUAACAUUUGCAUUCCACAGACGGCUGUAACAGUUGCUGUCACAAGUUUUCGAAAUUUGGAGAAUCUUGAAUAUUUUCAACCAUUGUACGAUUUCCGGCAUUUUCAAAGCUACCGAAAUUUUCAAAAUAAUGUUAAUUUUGAAGGUUUUCAACAUUUCGGCCGUUUUAAAAAUGUUCAAUAGUGAAACUAUUGAAAGUUUAAAAUAUCUUGAAAAUAUUGAAUAUGGUGGAUUUUUUUAGAGAUUCAUAUAUUUCGAAAUUUUUGUUUUUUUUAAAUCCCUGAAAAUGUGGAAAAUUGUGCAAAUUUCGAAAAUUUUGAAAAUUCUCCAAAUUUUCAAAACAUGCGAUGACUCCAUUUUGGGCUUAGUUUAUGUUGAAUAAAGCCAUGUUAUUCAACUGUUGAAAACGCGCUGGGCCAUAGCGCAUUAUUAACAAUCAGUUGGUGUGCUCAAAUAAACUAAGCUCAAAAAAAUCAUCUGAGUCUUGAAAUGGAAGGCUUAAGCUUUUUACAGAAACCUGGCAACUUCAAAAAUGAUAACUUUCAACGGAGUUUUUAAGCAUUGAAAAUGGUUUUUUAGAUUAAAUCGCUUAUGUCUCAAAAACGGCCAACCUUAGAUGAAAACUGAGGUCACUUGAAAAGGAACGAAAAAAAGUAUUUUUGUAUUCAUCUUAAUUGUGUACACAAAGUUGUACCGCGUUAUGCCGGGGGAUUCAUGUUAACCCCUUAUUGCGUGAUUUUGUUAUUUUCGAUGGGAAAUAUAUAGGUACAGGUUGCGCCAUCUUUUAGUAUGUCGGUAUGUAAACAUGAAAUAACUUUGAAAACGAAAAACUGAUUUCUAUAUAUUGGGUAUUUUUAUUAAAUAUGGUCCUUUACAAUUUAUUGGGACUAGUUUUUGAACACAACAUCUAUCAAGUGGCCACCUUUAUUGGCCAAAACAAACUGUGCCCGUUUUGCUGCUUUUUCCAUUACUUUUUCGAGCAUCUCUGGAGGUAUAUUGGCGAUUGCGGUACGAAUGUUUGCCUUGAGUUCUUCAGUGGUCUGGGGCUUGCUGGCGCACAAUUGACUUUUCAAAUAACCCCACAAGAAGUCCGGUGGGAUCAAAUCUGGAGACCUGGGUGGCCAGUCAAUCAGACGUUUUUCGUUGCAGAAACUGGAUUGUUUAAUUUGCAGUGUGGCAUGGCGCACCGUCUUGUUGAAACCAGUAACCAUUCCUUUUUCACGCAUUUUUGGGCAGACAUAAUGAACCAACAUCCACCGAUAUCGAUUUCCAUCGACUGUUUCGUUUUCGUUGAAUAAAAAUGACCCAAUGAUGGUUUUGGCGCAAACGCCGGCCCAAACAGUCACUUUCCGGUCCUGCAACGGCAUUUCGUGGAUCUCAUGUGGAUUUUCCGUCCACCAAAUGCGGCAGUUUUGCUUAUUAACGCCGCCAGAGAGCGUGAAAUAGGCCUCGUGGGUCAUCACAAUUUGCUUCCAAAAAUCAGGUUCAGCAUCAACCAUGCCAGCGACAGCUUAGGCGUAUUCCAAGCGACGUGGACGGUCAGUUGGCAAUAUUUUUUGUGUUAACCUCACCUCAUAAGGAAACAAAUGCAAAUCAUUCUUCAAAAUGCGCCGCAACGUGGUUCCACUGAUGCCAAAAUGCAGAGCGCGGUGACGAUACGACACUUUUGGGUUCUGGACAAUGCUGUCUCUGACCGCUUCAACCUAUUCAUUGGAACGUCUUGGUCGUUGAUGAACGGUAUGUUGACGAUCUCCCACUAUCCCGUACUCAAGAAAAUUCGAAACCGAACGACGGAUAGUGUUGUCAGACGGUGCCUGUUUGCCACGAUAUUUUCGACGAUAUGCACGUUGCGUUAACACAACUGAACGACGAUUUUCAAUGUACUAUUUCGGCGCGUUGUUUCGGUGUAAAGCGAUUCAUGACUGAAAUUGUAGUAAAUUGACGUUUCAGAAACACGCAUAACCAAAUCACUCGGUUGGUAAAUAUCAAAGUCAUUCGAUGUUUCAAUACCGACAUAAAAGAUGGCGCACCCGUUAUGAGGUAGAUCAAUCUGCACAAGUUAGAUAAAAAAUAAUUAAAAAAAUAUAUAUUAGAUUUUUAUUGAAAAAUUUACAAAAAAAGGAUAUGCAUCAUACAUGAAACCCAAUGCACUAACAACCAGUGUUAUUCGGUGUGGAAUCGUUGGUAACAAGUUCAGUCUUUAUUUAGGCAGAGUGGUACUUGGCAUUUUACACAAUAAAUAUAUUUAUUUGCAGUUUGAAUGUUUGCAUCGAUUCCUUUCAUUUUCUCUCCAUUCUGGCAAAUGAUCUAUUCCUAGUUAUUGCUGAUUUAAUUUCUUUAGUUAAGAAGAACUUGAAGGACUCUUAUAGCGGUUUUGAAUUAGUAACUUCUAGAAGCAUAUACAGAUUGCCGGUAAAUUCUAGAUCUUUUGGAUCUUUCACGAGAUUUCCGGUUCUCCAGGAUCCUGGAAUCAUUUUCUCUGCAAUUUCAUCUAGAGUCAUAUUUUCACUAUCGUCAGACUCUACAUCUGUUUCAGAAAUGACCGUCUUAUCAUGAUCUUCAGGCUCACUGUUAUCGUCGCUGUCAAAUGCUAAUAUAUUAUUAGGAAUUAUUGGUUUAUUUGUGUCUUCGUCGUCUGACAAUCGGGGUCACCACUUUCAUUAUUUUCCGGUACAUCCGUAACAUAUUUACUGCUUCAUUACUACUCAUAAUCGCAUGAAAGAGUAACGAAUAAACUGUGAACAGGUAUUAUUUUCUAUCACCAAAACAUACGUUUUAUUUAUCAAAAAUGCCACAUAAAAUCGAAUAUAUUGACUGCUCCAUGAAACGCACGAGUGUCAACUUGCAAACUGCCAGAAGGGCGUAUGUUUAUCCCUCGGUCUAAAAUAUGAGGCACCAUGCUGUUUUUCGCUCUUUAAAUUCUAGAGCUUUAAAAAAUAUCAAUAUUGGUACGUACCGCAUGUGACUAAGGAUGCAAUAUGGGGUUAAGAGGCAUGCAAAAAAGUGAUAAGGGAAAAUCGAGUCGGAAAAUUUCUCCUACAAAUUCCAGGUUUUUGCCUUGUCUAAUUGGUUUUAGGUUAGGAAGAGAAAUACGCUAUUGAGGCGUAAUUAUGACGUCAGAUUAUCAUAACUUUUCAGGUUGAAUUUAAGAGCUUUUUGAAAAUAAUUCAGCCAAAAGUAGUCUUUAAAUAAUCGCUUAUCAUUUUAGUCUUUCUUACAAAUAAUUUUUCCUAUGUCCUAUGAAACUAGUCAAAGAACUCUACAGACUCUCUCAUAUUCUAUAUUAAUUUGAUUUUAUUAAUUGCGAUGAUAUUGUAUUAUGAGAAACAUUUUCGACCAGCGUUGUAUAUACUUUUUUUUGUCUGGUUAUAAUAUCGGGAUUGUAGAGCGAUCCAGGCUUUUUUAUAUAUAUAUAUAUUGUUUUUUGUUGUGACACGAAGUUAGAAACGUCUUUACCAGUUUCCAAGAUUUUUAGCUUUUCAAUAUUUGACUUUAUUCGUGUGAUUUAUGAUGUUUUUAAACAUAUGUAUAUAUAAGAUAAUAAUGAUAGCAAUUAUUAAAAAACGAAAAUGUAGAUGUCAACGAGUGUGAUAGUAACAGUAACACCAGUUGGUAUUAUACAGGGUGUUUCUAUUCCUCAAAGGGAUACGAGCAUGUAAAAGAGUGGAUGUAUACUAAAUGACAUAGAAAAUGCAACACCGACCAGAAGUGCUGUAAUUUUGAUCAUACUUUCACAGUUUUAGGUCUACUGAUAAAUAGAAAGUGAUUAAAAUUUUAACUCGAAAUUUCGAAAAAUAGCUGAGAUAUCCCACCUUAAUGUUAAUAAUGUGUUGAAGCUCCUCUGUUCGCUACAUAUUCGUUAAGUCGUCGCGACAUUGAUUGGAUUAGAUUGGUGUAUUGUAUCCCAGGACAUUAGAAUUUGGUUUCGUAGAGCCUCCAAUGUUUGUGGAGGGUGCGGUGAAUUUUGCAACCUUCUUCCCAUCAUGUCCCAUACAUGUUCGAUGGGGGAAAGGUCUGGAGAUCGAGGAGGCCUCUGAAGCAAAUUUUCUUUGGACGCUUCUAAAAAGUAUAAACCAACACGUGCGACAUGAGGUCGUGUAUUGCCCUGCUGAAAAUAGAUUUUGCAAUGUUUCCAAAAAGGGAAGCAGUUGUGGUUGUAAAACUUUAUGGACGUAGCAGUCAUGCUACCUCGAAUGAACGCUAAUCAUGACCUGCUGCAGUAAGCAAUGGCACUCCAUACCAUAACACCCACAGUACGAUAUGCCGUUCGAUGGAAUAUUGGACGUUCACCGCGUCUGCCUUAUCAAGAAAGACCUCCGUAUCUCCACUUGAACAAGUUUUGAGAAAACCGCGGUUAAAGAUGUUUGCUGUUUAUGUCUUACUUUUACUUGACUAAUAAAAUGAAAUCAUUCAUCAUAUCGACCCAUGCAACGAAGACUAUUGUAAGUCAGUUUUGAUUGAACCGAGAUGCAGGCCUCAGAAGAUUUUCUAAUGAAUCUCGUAGCAAGAAAAAUGAUGAUCCUGUCUAAAAUAUCUCGGACAUCCUAGUAGCCAUCAUACAUAAAGGCUUAUAAUUCGUAUAACAAUACAAACUCGCAUAAAAAGACGUUUUUUUGAUAAACUUUGUUGACUUACUAUAAUGUUUCGAUGGAUCAAUUAAGGAAAAAAAUACACUUACUAUAAACUCAUUAGGAUAUUUAUUGAAAUAUUACGGUAUUUCUCAAACGAUCUAUCGAAUAAAAUAUGUUCAAGGCUAAUUCGAAUCACUCAAAGAUUCGUCUUCGUGUUCUUCACUAUCAUCAUUCUCAUCUUCUGUAUAUUCAGCAUUAUUAAUAUUCUGUACUUUUGUAUUUUCUUAUCUUCCUUGCCUUUAAGAGAGAAAUAAAAAGCGUGGUAUCCCUCAGGAAAGCUCGGAAGACCAUUUGAUUUUGGUUUACAUAGGUCUAAUAAACCAUUCAGUUUUAUAGCAUCUACUGGAAGCAAGCUUGUGUACAGUAAAGGUAGUUCCUGAAGCGUAUUAUCUUUCGUUCUCAUCCUUCGAUUUUAUUAUCGUGAGAUCAUGAGCAUAUUUAUACUUGAAUUUUAUUUCAUGAGGCAUGUCUGAGGAAAAGUGUAUUUCCUUUACCCUACUUAUCUUCAACUUUUCUCCGCAGUCGUCUUUGUUACAAUUUUCCGAUUUUAUCUUUUGUUUAAAACUCACAAAGUCAUUCUGGGAUAUCUCUUUCACAAUCCAGUUACUUUCGCCAUGCGAAUCAACAUGAUCCAUUGAUCGGGGGUAUAAAUUGCCGGUUGUCGCUUUUUGGCGUUUUCCUGACUCCUUUUUCUUUUUGAUUUUUCAAAAAGCUCAAAAUACAACUGCUUAUUUCGUUUGGUCCUCUCUUCGCAAUUACCUCAUGCCAAACAUAACAGUAGCCUUCAUGACUUUCUAUAUCAUAAAUUGUAAAGUUGUAUGUGGCGAGCUGACUCUUGUAAUAGAAGUCGCUCACUGCAGAUUGGGGUGUCAUGAGGACUUUUUGUAGGUCAAAACAAGCGACACAAACCGACUUAUCAUUGAUCGCCGUGUCGUUAUCUGCAUCUUUCAAGGCUCUAGCGGCUUUCUUAUUAGAAAGGUGUUUUUCAUACUUUUCUUCUAUUUUUGUUUACCUACUGGACCUUCUAGUUGAUAGAUACAGAGGCUGCACACUCCUUUUUUGGUUUAAAGAAUGCUAAUUUAAAUUCGGCAUUGAUAACCUCUCUAUACUGUCUCAAAGUACCCACUUCUUUAACACUUUUUUCUUGCAUGUAUUUUAAGUAUAGUCGGUGUCUUCAAAGUACAUUUUUGUCGAUUUCUUUCUGGUGUAGUGGGCAGGCAUCACAGGAAAGAGUUUAAUGUGCUGUCUAAUGCCAUUUAAGAUACUUUCAUCAAUUUUGUUUGGUUUUGUGGAAUGCUUUCCUCUUAUAUCUUUUUCAAGUGAGCCUGUUUUUCCAAUUUUACUUAGAGCAGUUGCCACCCACUGUUCUGAUAUCCCAUGAAAAUUAAGGAACAUAGCCUUGCAGACCGUUAUUUCAUUAUUAUUGACAGUAAGCAGAUAUUUUCUGGAGAAAUUCAAUUUGAUAUAGUUUUCACCGGCGGCAAUGUCGGUUAUUAACUGGUUACCUAUACCUUUGUGGCUUAUUCUUGCACCAAAGAGAGCCUGAUUAUAGCUAUCGAUACAAUAUAUUAAGUCAAAACCAGUGAUUUUUGAGUUACAGGGGUCGAUAUAAUAAUUUAUAAUAUAAUAGCAAUCAUUUUUAAGAAAAAAAUAUGCAAAACUAGGCCACAGCUAUUAGUUAUGCGAUAUACAGGCUAAGAAAGCAACUCAUUAUGUUAAGAAUAAAUAAUUUGUUAAAACUACGUAUAAUUCAAAUUCGGCUUAAGCUUGGUUUUGAAUAUGUAAUUAUGAUAAAAAUUCAGUUUAGCAUGAAAUUCCUUUGAACGUUUUCUGAACUUCUGUUACACAAUGUAUAUUUUUAAUAGCAUUUAAACAGUAUUUUAGUUUUGGGUGCUUUUGGCGAUACUGAUACCAAGUAUGGAUUUCGGCCUUCUUGGAACUACGCUCGACAACAUCUCAUUACAGAAGCUUCGUUUCGAUUCACCCGAUUAGCGAUUUUUCUAAAAAAAGCUUCACGUAACCCGAUUAUCCGACCACUCUCAAACUGGGAAAGGUGAGUGAGAAAUUAGCCCGUCUGCGAAACCUAGGCAUGAUAAUCCAAUGAAAUAAAUGGAACUAAUACAGAAAAAUCACUGAAUAUCAAGUAAACAUAUUCAUAUUGUUCGGAUCCUGAUAUGCCAAAAAAGUACUGCUCGGAAUGCCUCCAACAUUUUAUCAGCGUAUACUUCGGUGAUAGCAAAUAUGUUUACAAGUUUUCAUCAAAAUUCAAUAAAUAAUUCUGGGUGUUUCAUUUUUUAUGUCAGUUAGUUUAUAAAUCGUGUUUUUUAUCGCUACUAACCCGAGAAAUCGCCAUUAUUGACCGCAUUCUCCAAUGAAAAGUAACUUUUCUCGCCGUAGGUGAAUAGUGAUAAUAAAAAAGCACCUAGCAAAAUAAUACAGGCCCACAAAAGUGAGCCGAUUCUCUUACCUAGAAGCUAGAGUAUACUUUGUCGAAGGUUUUUGUUCCGCUCAUUCCGAAUCCAAAUCUCCCAAUUGGCUUUAGUUUUCGAUAAAUCCUAACAUAACAGUGCAAAAAUACGUUUUUGCCUAUAUUUGAGGAUAUGCAGCAUGUCGAGUAGUAGUAGUUUAGUUUUUUUUAGGUGACGAUUUCUCAAAAACUAACUCCGGGAAAGCAUACUCUGGUUUCUGGGUAAAAAUCUUGUCGGUCUGUAUAACAAAUGAUAUUUAUGAUUAAUUGUAUACUGUCGGCUUUAUUGUCAGUUUUACAACUUAUAUUCCACAAUAUUUAGUAACUACUGAGAAAUAACUAAUGGUGGGCAUUGUUACCGCUAAUAUCCAAAAUCCGCUAAUAUGCAUAAUAGCUACACAUAAUAGGAAUUAUGCGUAAAUACUAAAACCGUCGGUUAGUAUGCAAAAUAACGGCACGUAUCAGGAAUUAUCGAUAACUACUAAAAUCGUCAGUUAUUAUGCAUAUUCCCUGUCCAAAUUAGAAAUUAUGCGUGAUCUUCAUCUACUUCCAUCACAACAGCAAUUACAUUGCGGAAAGAUCCACGAGCAUGGUCGACAUCCGGAAUAGGAGCAGUGACAUUAGUACCUACUAAACAUGGCGAAUAUUUUGAAUUGGAUGUCUUUAUGUGCUUGCUGUUGAAGAUUUUGUGAUGCUUCACUUCUUAUUUCCAAAAUUUGUGUAUUUCGAUUUUCUAGUGCUUUGGGAAUAUUAUUUGGGUUGUUUUCGUUAUUAUCUGUUUCCUGUUCAUCUAUCUCAUAGUCGUAACUUUGCAAAAAAAACAUCCAAAUCCUCCUCAGUAACAAUUUUCCAACUUUCGGUUCACAGCCAAACAAAGCUUUAUAUGGCGACAUUUUCACUCCAGCAUGGAAAUAUCUAUUUUUCAUAAAUUGCACUGUAGAUAAACCUUUCGACCAUUCGCUAGUUUUGUUGUCGGACAUCCAGGUGGUUAGCAUUGCCUCAACAUCGGCGUUUGCUCGUUCGACACUCCCUUGACUUUGGCUGUGAUGGGGUUUUCCAUUUACCAAUUUCAGACCUGGUCAUUCCACUGUUAAGUUUCGUAUUAUUUAAUUAACGAACUCUCUUCCAUUAUCAUUGAAAUAAAAAAACUCAUAAAAUAGAAGUAAAAGCUUUAACAGUUAGGUAGUAGGUACCUGUGUAAUAUCGAUGGAGCUCCAAAAAUACAAAAAAUAUUUAUACUUCUUUGAUUUUAAUCCAUGUAACAUAAGAAAUUUAGUCAGAUGAUCUUGGUAUACAAGUAUAAACUUAAAUUCACCAUCAGCUUCAGACUGCAUAUCUAUCAAGUCGACUUGAGCACGGCUAUUAAAUUCUUUGUGAAUUAUUGGUUUUACAGUGAUACCUAUUCGCUUUUUGGAUCGCUUUAAAUGACAAACUUCGCAAAGUGAAAAGUAUAUUGAAAUAAUUUCUUGUGUAAUAUUCGAAUACUGUUUGGACAUUUCAGUCUUCAUUCGAUCUCUUCCUCCGUGACCUAUACUUCUGUGACAAACGGUUAAAAUAUCAAACAUUUCUUCAACGGGAUCAACAUAGCGAACAUCUCGUAUGUCAAUCACUAUAUUAUUAGAAUCUUCAUUAUUUUCCUUUCUCGUUUGUUCUUUAUUUCGCGUUACAAGCUUUUCAAUAUUUCCGACUUCAACAAUUCCAAAUCUUUUAAGUCUACGAUACUGUAAUGCAGUUUUGGGACCAUUAUUUGAAGAAGCAUCCCUAACCUAGAGAAAAACAUCAAGAAUUAAACGUCAAAAUAUAGAUGCUAUAUUAGUUUAAAAUCAUUCUCACCUCGGAUAAAAGCACGUCAUAUUCAUCCUUGAAUAAAAUGUUUAAUCGUGAGUUUGUUCUUCCCUUCAACUUUUUAACUUUACCGAAAAAUUUAAAUUUAAUGUUAUCAACAGGUAGUGCAGUCAUUGCGAUGAGAAACUCCAACAAUAAAACAAUCAAAACCUAGGUAACCUUAAACUUCAACGCACACUUCAACGUACGACCAGUCGUAUUUUGUGAGGUUACAUGUAUAAUCACUAAUAUACACAGCAGAUAUUAUGCAUAAUUCCUAUUGCUGUGUCAGUUAUUAUCAAUAUUUACUAAAAAUAUGGCGAUACUUUGCAUAAUUACUGACGAUUUUAGUAGUUAUCGAUAAUUCAUGAUAUCCUGAUACGCGCCGUUAUUUUGCAUACUAACCGUCGGUUUUAGUAUUUAUGCAUAAUUCCUAUUAUGUGUAGUUAUUAUGCAUAUUAGCGGAUUUAGGAUAUUAGCGGUAAUAGAUACAUCUAUUUAAUCUAUUGUUUUUGAGUAAAACCGAUCUUUAUUUUUAUUAGUUUAUUUAGAUACGCUCAUUUUUGUUCCGUUUAAGCAUAAUUCGUGAUUUUUGGAAAUUGUGCAAUAAAAGCAUAACAUCAGUUUUAUUUAUUAAAGGUGUUUUAGAAAAAAACUGUAGAAAACAAUUCCAAAUAAAAUCCUUUAUUUUCGUGCAGAUAGUUUAAGCAUCUGAUAUGGAAAAAGUUUAAAAUUUCAGAGGCAUCACUUUGGAGCGUCAUAAGCUAUUGGCGCUUUGACCGAUUAUGUUUACACGCUGUUCAAUUUUUACAGAUAUGUUUGGAUCGCCCUGUAUGAGUGUAGCACUUGUGGCUAAUUUUACGAUAUUUGUACAAGGAGCGGUUCAUGCGAGGGAAUAGCUAUUUUUAGAAAUAAACGUGAACAUGCUUGAUCCUUCCAUAUUUUUUAGGUAAAUAAGUUUUGAAUCACAGUUUAUUGUUGAAUUAAAAUAACAUUUAAGGCUUCCCAGUUCCACCAUAUAUUCCGUUGUAAAACAUGCAGUCGUAGUUCUCGUCUAACUCAUUUGUUUUUUGGGAUGCAAACAAGAAAUCUGGUCAUAUGAAAGUGAUGUGCUUGAUGUAGUGAAUUACUUUCGAUUUUUAAGUUUUCAUGAAAAAAAAAUUGUAGAAUUAAAAAUUGUACAUUCUUAAGUACCUAUGUGGUUAAAGAAGCAACCAUGAUAUCGGACAAGGGAAUCAUCUUCAAAAAUAACUUGAAAAUCUUGCAAAAUGGUAAGCUGGCUUCAGCCUCAUAUCCUCACCGUGUCGAACUUCCUACAUCCAGAACUGGCCGAUAUGACCGCUUCUUUGUCCUUAGGGUAUCGAGAUUGUGGAAAAAUCUAUAAGAGGAGGCUUUUUCCAGUUCUAAUAACCUUAGGCAGUUCAAAAAUCGGAUUAGCAACCUUUCUUUGGGAUCCUCAUAGCAGCCGCGGUGUCCUGGGAUUUAGGCUUCUGCCUGCACGGCUGCUUCUGUGUAAAAAUGUCCAACGUUCCAUAGUCAACCUAUUUGCUUCACCAUUUUUUUCUAAGCUCAAAAAGUGUUUCACAAUUUUACAUCACCUUGUUUUAUAAUGGGGUGCAAUAGAACCAACUAAGCAGUUUUUAUGAAAAAGACAUCUGGAUCUAUAGAAAAAAAAAUGUGUUUAUUUUCGGAGCGAGCAGCUUAUGCUAUUUGAUACCUAUUAAGUUUUGAAUCCUAAAGAUCCUCCUAAAGAUCUGAAUAGCUCGUUCACACAUAUCGCGGGGAAUAACGUUAACUUCUUCAACAAGCCAUUCUCUUAGGUAUAAUAGAGUAUGGGGAGCAUUUCUAAACACUUUUUGCUUUAGAUAGUCACUCUAGACGCUCGAAUCUUUUGACCUUACAGGCCACCCUAUAACAUUUUUCAACGAGACAAGACGUCCUGCAAACAUUUCUAUCAAAACAUUUAUUGAAUGUUGAGCUGUGUGCGUGGGCUUCGCAUAGAGAUAACUUUCUGUGAAAGUGUACCUGCCCUCAAAACUUUUUGAAGAGCAGAACUGUAUCUGACCCCGAAACUGAAGGGCGGAUCUACCAAAUCUUUUCAGCGGGUCAAAUCACCAAAAUAGUACACAAAAAAUGCUAAAUAUGCAAAUUUUAAGAUCGAACAGGAUUUUUAGAGGGGCGGGGCCCCCUCGCAGCCCCGUACGGGCGUCCAUGGCUGUGUGAGCUGCAAUUCCAUAAACAAGUUUUCUAAUCCCAACCCAAGUUGGAAGAAUUCCUUGAGGCAGAGGGAUUAGGGACUGUCCUAUGUGUUUUGCUGCCUAUACCUAGUGUUACGGAACUUCUAUUCCAGAAACAACCCUAUCUUUAGCUUCAAAGUUCAAUAUGUCAGAACCGUUGCUAGGUCGAUAUUUUUUGUAUAUUAUUUACAUUUGUAUAUUAGAAUUACCCAUUCACGUAUUACCCCUUCGAAUAGUGUAAGAAAGUACAAAAAGUUAACCGCAUACCUAAAAGGCGGUCUGUAAAUUAAGUGAUUUUUUUAUUCAAAUAUAAUUACAAUUUUAUGUUGUCACCCUCAAAAUAACUUCCUUCUGAAGUUACACAGCGCUGAAGACGGUGCUUCCACUCCUCGUAGCAGGGCUGGAACUCCGAUACUGGAAUAGCCUUCAGCUGGUCGGUUACAGCCGUUUGAAUGUUUUCGACUGUCCCAAAUUGAGUUCCCUUGAGGUGAUUUUUCAACUUCGGGGUUAAAUAAAAGUAUCUAAGACUCAAGUCAGGUGAAUAAGGAGAUUGAGGAGCCACAGGAAUGUUUUUACUAGCCCAAAACUCGUUUGUUGACAUUGCUGUGUGACAUUAUCGUGAUGCAAUACCCAGUUUUUGGUGAUCUAAUGAACGGUGAUGUGAGUCAAAUUUAACUCUUCCCGAUCAUUCGGACUGUCAACCAACGUUGUGACGCUCAAGGUGUCGAUGUUUUCGUCGGUUCUUGAAAAUGAAGGCUUUCCGCUUAGUGGUUCAUCUUCAACCGACUUCUGGAAAUGCCUUAAACCGCCAAAAAACCUGGGCUCUUGACAAAACACUAUCCCCGUAGGUCUGGGUUUCCAUUGCACUGUGCCCAAAUCUGAAGCAAAGGCUGAUAGUAUGCCGUUGAUCGAAAUUGAUAUCACAAUAGAAGAAAAAACUGUUCGGACUGUACGGACAACCAAAUGACUCGAGCGAGUUCAAACGUGUACUGAUGCCGGAUCUCCUGUUUCCCUAUCUCCCUUCCAAGCCCGGUGCCUCCAGUGUUGCCAGAUCGAACGCUACGUUGCCAGUCUCAUCACUUAAUUUACAGACCUAGUAGUAUAGUGCUACGUUAUUUCCAUCAUGCGUUUAUGGAACACCGACAGUUUAUAUUUACUCAGAAAAAACAUUUACACCGAAGAACUUAUGCAAAUGUAAUAAAAGUCUUCAGUGCAAUUUGAGCGUAAAUCACUAUUUUUUUCGCUCAGAGAUUCGUACGGCAAUAUUCCUAGAGCUGAUUUAAAACUUCGCAUUCUCCUUGUAUGAAUUUAAAGCAGAAUUUUGAAAACGACUCGAUGCUACUACUAAGGUGCAACAGCUUAAAGCCGCAGACUGUCAAUAAGUAAUUUUUAUCAAUAAUAACUUGCAUUGAUGAAAAUUAUUUCGUUAUAUAGGUCUAGUAUAUUUUACGAAUACGAUGUUAAUUUAAUACAAACUGUAAAUAGUUGAUUUUAUAUUUUGUAAAAGAUUCAUCUUCUUCGCUGUUUGGGGCGGAGAUGAGGCAUUGCCGAUUCUCAGCCUUUUGGGGUGUGUAUGUAUUUCGAACUUUUAUGUACAUUUUCUGUUCAGAUGCCCCAAUAAAUAUUAUUACUAUUA
Molecule: messenger RNA, 23641 nt
Organism: Acanthoscelides obtectus
Lineage: Eukaryota; Metazoa; Arthropoda; Insecta; Coleoptera; Chrysomelidae
Source: the annotation of a GenBank genome assembly